Messenger RNA from Vidua macroura (Pin-tailed whydah), 1174 nucleotides. RefSeq names its product ventral anterior homeobox 2 (gene VAX2). The record is from RefSeq and is a predicted model, not a curated record. Gene Ontology annotation, molecular function: DNA-binding transcription factor activity, RNA polymerase II-specific; DNA binding. Gene Ontology annotation, biological process: brain development; central nervous system development; neuron differentiation. The transcript has 4 exons. Lineage: Eukaryota; Metazoa; Chordata; Aves; Passeriformes; Viduidae. Bases 212 to 1174 code for a protein of 320 amino acids.
CCCUAAAAUCAUCGCCCCCAAUCUCCCGGUAUUGAUUUCCCCCGCACGCGAAUCCCGAGCGCAGCGCGGCGAGCCCGGCUACCGGCGGCGGCUCUGCCGUCGCCCGCUCCCGCCGGCACCGGCACCGACACCGGGAGCCGCACCGGUACCGGCGCUCCAUGGAAGGGCAGCGGCUGCCGCCGGAGCGCCUGAAGUUUGCCCGGAGCGAGGGAUGAGCGAUGGAGGGGCCGAGCCCGGCGGGAGCCCCGUGCUGCUGGCCGAGCCCGCGGCCACCGGGCGGGCCCGGGAGAAGCUGCCGACCCGGGCGGAGCUGGAGAGCGCCCUGCGCGCCGGCGGCGGCGGCGGCAGCGGCGGAGCCGCCGGCGGCUUCAAGGACAUCGCGGGAACGUCGGCGGUCAGCCCCGGCUCCUCCAAGCAGUGCGCCCCGGACACCGAGAGCCCGUCGGGGACCGGCGAGGCGGAUUACUGCCGCCGCAUCCUGGUGCGAGAUGCCAAAGGGACGAUCCGGGAGAUCGUGCUGCCCAAGGGGCUGGACCUGGACCGGCCCAAGCGGACGCGGACGUCCUUCACGGCGGAGCAGCUCUACCGCCUGGAGCUGGAAUUCCAGCGCUGCCAGUACGUGGUGGGCCGGGAAAGGACGGAGUUAGCGCGGCAGCUCAACCUCUCCGAGACGCAGGUCAAGGUGUGGUUCCAGAACCGCCGCACGAAGCAGAAGAAGGACCAGAGCAGGGACUCUGAGAAACGCUCCUCCAGCACCUCCGAGUCCUUCGCCACCUGCAACAUCCUGCGGCUGCUGGAGCAAGGCCGCCUCCUGUCCGUGCCGGCCCCCCCGAGCCUCCUGCCCCCCACUUCCAACCCCGUCCCGGUCGCCAGCCCCGCGGCCAGCCUGGCCCCGCCGCGCCCCGCGUCCCCGGGGCUGGGCGGCGGCAGCAGCCCGCCGGCGCCGCCGCCUUUCGGCCUGCACGUCCCGCCUCUGGCCGCUUCCUCUUCACCCUCCUCAUCCUCAUCGUCGUCGCCGCGGCUGCCGGGGAGGCCGCUGUGUUUCGGGGGGCCGCUGCUGGGCGGCCUGCACGAUCUGCCCGCUCCUUACCCGCCGGGGGCGUCCGCGUUCGAGCCUUACACGCGGCUGGAGAGGAAGGACAGUUCUGUACCCAGCAAGAAGCCGAGCCCUUAA